Durio zibethinus is the source of this 1173-nucleotide messenger RNA. RefSeq names its product small polypeptide DEVIL 16-like. Gene Ontology annotation, biological process: negative regulation of cell population proliferation. The record is from RefSeq and is a predicted model, not a curated record. NCBI's taxonomy places the organism in Eukaryota, Viridiplantae, Streptophyta, Magnoliopsida, Malvales, Malvaceae.
ACUUAAUUACCGUAUUCAGUUGUCAUAGCAUAUAUAGAAGUGAAAGCAUUUAUAAAGUGAGGACACGUGCGCUACUCGAGCUAGUAACUUUUCAGCUGGUGGGUUGCAGUGGCUACAGUCCAUACCUGAUUUAGAGGAGCCCUACCCAGAAUCAAAUCAUAACACCUCAAUUCAAAGUAUCUCCUUUCUAUAUAAAUAACACCAAGCUCAUUCAACCUCUAGCCCUUUCAUAUUUACUGCUUCUAUUAGUAGUAGUAGUAGUAGCAGCAGCAGCAGUGCCAGUAAAAAACAGCACUAGACACAGCAGCUCAAGCAAGAAAAAGAAAAAGCUUACUCAUCUUCACAUGGCAGGCAAAGAAAACGACACAAGAUUUAUUAGUAACAAGCACGCCUGUGAGCCUUGCAGAUCUUUUGGUGAAAAGUGUAGCCAUUUGGUUAAGAAGAAGCGAGCAAAAUUCUACAUCCUCCGGCGUUGCAUAGCAAUGCUUGUCUGCUGGCGUGACCGCGGAGAGCAUUAAAAGGGCCAGCCUGGUUUUAUUGCCUCUACUUGUAUAGGAGUGUAAUUAAAACAAGUACUUUUGAUUAAUAUUAGUAAAAUUGUAGCUCAUUAUUGAUUUCAAGGAUAAGAAAACUUAUAUAGUGUUGCAUUAGUUUUAUCUAGCCUUCUAAAAAAUAAAAUUCUAGAUCUGUUUAAGUUUUGGAUAUUCUUCUUGUUGAAAAAAUGAGGAAUGGUUAAUGUCUUCAGUCCAUGUAAUUGUUGUAAUGAUUGCUCUUAUCUUUCUUUUUGUUGCUCGUUUUUCUUUGUUUCUUACUUUGGUUUUCAUGGAAUGCUGUGAAGUUCAAACUUGCUGUUCAGUUGUCAAAAGGAUUGAUGGGACCGAAGGGAAAUCUGGGUUGUCAUCAAAAUUCUCUGGAAGGGUUAGUUUUGUUAUGCAAUAGCAUAUCCAUUUCUCAUAGGUGGAAGAAUGAAAAUUCCAUUUUUCAUUAUUUUCCUUGUUGCUGUUUCCAACUGAUACUUUUACCGUUUCACAUAUGUUUUCUUCGUUCUUUCUAGUAUUAUUUUUCUUUUCCAGUCGCCAAUUUCCACUGACAAAAGGAAAUUUGUGAAUUAGACCAGAAUUCUCUAUAUUGGCUUUGUAUAUCAUUCAAGAGUUGAUAGCUGUAACUUGGCCU